Messenger RNA from Danio rerio (zebrafish), 1099 nucleotides. NCBI's taxonomy places the organism in Eukaryota, Metazoa, Chordata, Actinopteri, Cypriniformes, Danionidae. The record is from RefSeq and is a predicted model, not a curated record.
CCCCAGCAUGCCACACAUGAAACCAUCCACAUCCAGACACAAAAUCUCCAUCACAAUGCCUUCAAACACAACCAUCCUGAAGCCUCAAACCAAGAAAACAGGAAGGAAAAUCAAAGCUGGAAACUCUCCUGUUGAGAAACUUCCAGUUUAUGAGCCGAACAUUCCAGAGCCGUCGACCAGAGAGGAGCUGCUCAAAUACUGGAUCAAUGUUUCUCUGGAUGAACGAACUGCCAAUAAGAUGCUGUGGCUGACAGAGGGCGGAGCUAAAGUGUCCCGCAUGACAGAUGAGGUGUGCCCUUACCUGGACAGACCAGAGAGAUUCGACCACAGCCCGCAGGUGCUGUGUAAGGAGUCGGUGUGGGCCUCACGUUGUUAUUGGGAGGUGCAGUACUCCGGUUGGGCUGUGAUCGGGGCGGUGUAUGAAUCCGCUGGCAGGAGGACAGGAGACGGUGCCUGUGGCCUCGGGGAGAGCGAGGAAUCCUGGGGAUUGGGUUGGGCAGGAUCCUGCUAUGACGCCUGGCACAAAGGAACCAGCAGCAAGGUGUCGAACGUGCCUCAGUGCCACACCAUCGGCCUGUAUGUGGAUCAGCCUGCAGGCCUGCUCUGCUUCUACAGCAUCCAGAUGCAGGAAGACACCAAGAAAAGAGAAGUGAAGCUAUUACACAGAUUUAAAAACCCCAUCAAGGAGAAGCUCCUGCCCGGUUUCUGGAUGGGAAGACAGUCCUCCUGCUUAAUACUGAAGAAAGAGGAAUGAGGAAAUCACAUGCUUGAAAAUGUACAUAAUAAAUAAAACUCUAGAUAUAAAGUUGAAGUCAGAAUUCAGAAUUCAGAAGUCAGAAUCGCCCUCCUGUCCACUUGCUUUUCUUUAUCAAAUAUUUCCCAAAUGAUGUUUAACAGAGCAAGAAAUUUUCACAUAUUUCCUAUAAUAUUUUUUCCUCUGGAGAAAGUUUUAUUUGUUUUAUUUCAGCUUGAAUAAAAGCAGUUUUAAAAUUUUUUAAAACGUUUUAAAGUCCUAAUUAUCAGCCCCCUGCAGCAAUAUCUGUUUUGGAUAGUCUACAGAACAAACCACUGUUAUACAAUGACUUGCCUAGUUACCCUU